Motacilla alba alba is the source of this 10945-nucleotide messenger RNA. It is a transcript of the gene CAPN15, whose product is annotated as calpain 15. NCBI's taxonomy places the organism in Eukaryota, Metazoa, Chordata, Aves, Passeriformes, Motacillidae. Gene Ontology annotation, biological process: proteolysis. The transcript is spliced from 13 exons. The record is from RefSeq and is a predicted model, not a curated record. The coding region runs from base 5857 to 9330 and encodes 1157 amino acids. Gene Ontology annotation, molecular function: calcium-dependent cysteine-type endopeptidase activity. Gene Ontology annotation, cellular component: cytoplasm.
CAGUAUCCACUUUUCCUGGGUUGGUUUGUUGUGCCUGUGUCAUUGCAGAGUGUUAGCUUGCAGAUGAGAUGAUGACUUGCACAUUUUUUUCCUUCCCUGGUUCUCUGUAACCAAUAUGUCCUGCAGCAGUUGUGGCUCUGGAUGGAGAUUUGUCCUGAGAAAUGUGCUGAAGGCUGUUUUGUUUUCCCAUUUGGGCAGCUUGUGUUGGCUGGGCCCAUUUGUUUCCUUGUUGUGCUUUUGAGUGUUUUAAGUGCAGGUGGAGCUGUGAGCUGCGCACUUUGUGAAUGUUAGUGAGUACAGAAGAGCACUUUAUGUGCUGCUGUCAUUUCUGCCUUUUCUUUUUUAAUGUUUGUCCUUGCUACUUGUGCCACCUUGCUCCUUCAGGAGGGAGAGAUGUCAGAAACAUUUGAAUCAAGGUGAACCUGAUAAAGCAGUGUAUUGAAGAACCAGUGCCUGGCUCUUACUCGUGGCUCUUAUUCAUGUUUAUCUCUAGCUGUGAAUGUGCAAUAACAACAGUUCUGUUCAGCACAGGCUGGCACAGCCUCAGACACAGGAAGAUCUGCUGUUUACCAAGCAACACUCUGCUAUAAGUGAGAAAGAGGGGAAAAAAGUGGUUUAUUGCUGCUGGGUAGCUCAGAGUGUAGUUAAACCUUUCUGAAAAAAGAAGAAACUAAGAGCACAUGUGUUACUCAAGAUGCAUUUUUCCUGGCAAGAGUCCCAUGUGUGUACUCUUCUUGCAAAGCGUCCCUGCGUAUGCUCCUUCCCAUUCAAUCCAUAGCAUAUCGGGAGCAGGCAGGCAAGAGCUUCCUGUUUUUAUAAUGCAACUGGUCUCAGCAGGCAGUCUGUCGAGGUGAUUUUUCAGCCUGACAUCUUUUGUAGCUGGGGCAGCCUGUGAGCUGAGUAGGAUGGCAGAACUCUGCUGCAAAGAUUAUAAACACGGGGAGGAAAAGAUCUGGAAAUGAGAUCUGCUGGUAAAGCUUCCCGGGAUUGGAUGCUGUGGCUCUUGUUGUUUUGUUCCUUCCCCUGUGAGUCUGCCUGUGGCAUUUCCUCGCUGCUGGUGCUGGGAGGGCCCUGCCAGCCCACCCACGCCGCCUGAGCUCCGGAGUCCCCCACAAUUGGCCGCGAAUUGCGGGAUACAUGCGGCUCGCUGCACUUCAAUGGAGCAGUGUUAAUUGACUUAAUAGAGCACUGGGCUUGGAGGGAUUUCGUUGUGUGGGUUUUCUUAAACGUGUGUGCACUCAGACCCUUCUGCAGCAGUGCCCUUGUUCCCAUUUUCACGCUUGUUCAGAAACUGCUUUGCAGUUGUCAGUGGAGAUGAGGUUUGAAGUUAACCCUUAUUUUGAAAAUUCCUUCCUGCUUCUCCUCUUUUUCUCCCUCCAGCUUGCGAUUAAGAUGCUGAUUGCCCUUUCAGAUCUGUGUAAUCCCUCUCUCAAAGUGACCGGGAUAGAUUUCCAGUAGCUCCCUGGAUUAUCUGUCACUGGUUUACAGUGUCCAGUGCAAGGGAGAAGAGGAAAUUUUGUUCAGACUUUGAUGGUAGUUGCUCUGUGGCCAAGCUGGCUCUGCAGUACAUCUGCUUUUCCUAUCAAUCUUUCACCUCACACUUCAGACACCUCUUCCUCUGCCUGCAUACUUACAAAGAGUCAGUGCUGGGCAUUAAGUGCAGCUUAGCCCAAAUCAGCUGCUGUGUAUGAGUUUCUUCUGGGCUAAAGUUGGGCCAGAACUGGUUUCAAGGCAGAUGAAAGAAGGUAAAGACUCUCAAGCUUACCUUUGCACGUUGGUGUCUGUGGCCAGAGACAUGUGCUGCUGUUCUGGACUUUGUAGCACGGACUGUGAGAUCCUGUUCUGUGCUGGUCUGGGACUCCAGGUUCAAUUAUCUUGUUACCUCGUUAAUAUCCCAUCUGGAAAUCUGCUUCCAGACACUAGGGAUAUCUCUGCAAGUGGUGUACAGGUCUUAUUUCUCACCAAGACCUGAAAAACAGCUCACUUAAAGCUUCCUGUCCCCUCAGUUUCCUGCAAGGCCAGAAUAUCUGAUUCUCCUCCCUCAGCCCUCUGCCCCAGAACAAACAUUUGAGGGGGUGAGUUUCACCCUUCUCUCCCUUUUCUAUGUCCUCCCAUCUGCAGUGCUUGCACACUGCCUGUCAUCCUCGUGUCUUGCACACCUGAAGAGUCCUUGGCCCUGGCAGGUAAGGCCGAGCUUUCUGAGUCACAGAGCCCUGGGGAGCUCUGUGUGGAGCACGAGGGCUGGAAAAGCCCCCAUACCAGCUGAACGUGCCAACCACUGUCCCAUCCCUCCAGUUAUACCCCUGCCUCAGUCUGUCCUUGGAGGUGCCUUCCCACCCUCCCCUGUUAGAAGCUUUGCAAGGAAUUGGAACUUGCUGACACCUUCAUUUCCUGCCAAGACUGCAGCACUUGGGCUGGCUUGGCAAAUGAGGGCAGGGAGAAAGAACAGCAAAACUUUGUCUUGUCCCCAGCUGUGUGCAGGACACCUGCUCAGCACAGACUGUUCCAGCUCGCUUGCUCCUGCUGCACUUGAGCCGUGGAGCUCUCGUUGGGUUGGCGUUUGCAGCUUGGGUUUCAGUGCUGUGUCUGCCUGAGGUGGGUGUCUUGUUGCUUGUCUGCUCUUCCUGUGCUGCCUUGUGGAAAAAGAGAGGAUUUUUCCCUUCCUCUCCUGGGGUUACUGCUUUUCUCAGGGUCAUCUCAGCCAGGUGGAUUCUAGCCGUGCUCUUCUUGCUGCUGGUACCUGUUUUUUUGCAUCCUCAGGUCCUGCCACUCUGCCUGGAGCUGGGGGCUGGCUAGAUCACACAAAUGCUUGAGCUCCUUUCCCUUCCUUGGCUAGCAUAACACCAUCAGACUUUCCCCUCUGCAUUCUUAGCUAUCCCAACCUGCUCUGGCACUUCAUAACCUUCUUAGGCUGCCACAUCUCGUGCUAUGCACCUUCCAGCCCUGCGCACCAUUCCCUGCUUGCCUUGGCCUCCCUGGGCACGUGCCUCCUUCAGGAGAGAUGUGCUGUGCGUGGAGGCAGGAUUGGUGGGAGGCCAAGGGUUGGCCAUUCCUCCAGGAUAUCUGAAGUGCUCUUCUCCAGCUUAAUGCCCCCACACAGCUCCAGCUCCUGCAGCUGUCCCUGAGCUCCUUGGUGUUUAAGGGUGUGAGUCACAUCCUGCCGUCCCCAGGGAGGAGGCUGCUCCUCCAGGGCUGUGUGUGGGCACUGGACAGUGAGAGCUCUUGAGGAGCCCUGGCUUCUGUCUGCCAGCAGCAGCUGACAUGGGACUGAAGGCAGAGAGCUCCUCCUCUGCUGGUGAUGGUGGUACCAGGUCCCAGCACAUCUGGUUCCACUGGGAAUGGUCAUUCCCCCCAGGCUGCCAGAGCUCCAGGAGUGUGUGGACAAUGCUCUCAGGCAUGGGGUGGGAUUGUUGAGGACUCCUGGUGCAGAGCCCGGAGUUGGACUUAAGAUCCUUAUGGGUCCCUUCCAACUCAGGACAUUCUAUGGAUCUUUGUCAGCCCCCAGGCAGAGGAGCUCACACAGCAGAGGGAGGAGAAGGGCUGGUACUUCAGCUUCAGUCUUAGAAGAAAGUCUUCUGCAGCUUCCUCUGGGCACAGCUUUGAGGGAUGUGUUUCCCUCAGGUACAUGGUGAGCCUUCUCUUGGGCCAGCUGCUGGCCCUCACCUCAGAACAGAGCUGUCUGGAGCUCAGUAUGUCUGAUGGUAUUUUCAUUCCUGGAUCUUCCCUGGAGCAAGGGAGUAGCUCAGAAUUGACUUGAUUUAUAGGCUGUGGGAAUGGAGGAAUUAAUGAAGUGGCAAAGUCUUGUCCCUGAGUUUCUGAGGCUGAGAACCAAGAGAGGCUGGAAAAUUCAAGCAGGAGCAAAACUGACUCGCACCACGUGGAUAAAUAAAUUACUAGGAAAAGGAGUGUGGAGGUAUCCCAUUACAAAGAGGGGCUGCUGCACGUGGGACCAGCGGGGGUGAGUCUCUCUCCCUGGUUUCCUGGCUGCAGCAGCUCCAGGGACCUCUGUCUCUUCUUCCUGCUGCGUGUCAAAGGGAAGAGCUUGGGGCUGAUGCUAGGAAAAGUUGAUCCUGCGACUUCCUAGAUGCAUUGAAACACAUGGGCUAGUUCCUUUUUUUUUUUUUUUUCUGUCUUCAGAGCCAAAAGCUACUUUGAAACUGGAGGGAAGGAAAGGGGGUUGGGUAGAUCCCCACCCUUCCUGCCUGCUCCGUUGUUGCACGAGAGCUGGGGCCCAAAGGGUCAGCACUGCUCACUGGCGUGGAGGAAUAAGGUUAUGUGGAAGCAUCCAGGCAGCUGCUUUGCUGUCCUGGCAGCAGGAGGAGCUCCAUGGGACAGCUUUGCUGUCCUGCACACUCUGUACAUGCCUGCUGCCCAGGGUCUGGAGGGGGGGGUCUGCAUUGUGUACCACAGAUCAGGGUAAGCAGCUGUGAGUGGCUUGGGGCUGGCAAGAUCAAACCUGGUUUCAUUUUGGAAGCGAUAUUUUGGGAGCAGUUACCCAGCAUCAGUUCAAACCUGGUAAUUAUUGCAGCUGCCAGGGGCAGAAAACCAAAAUCCAAACUCAGCAUCUUGCUAAGGUGCUUAACUGUUAAUUUCCAUGAGUGAGAUCCACCCUUCUCAAGACACUUCAAUCUGUUCACAUUGUUGCUUCCUCUCCAGAUUAGAUAGGUGGAAUCAGUGCUUUGUUAAUUAGAGGAAAAAUCCUGCUCCCUCCUGCCAAGACAGAGGGACUCUUGGCAGUUUGCUCCCUUUUAGUGACUGAAGCCUCCCCUGUUCAGCCACGUGCCUGCAGGUCAUCUCCUGGGGCAACUCCCUGCCCAGUGGCAGAAAUUCCUCAAAAAUAAGGCUGAGUGCUUCCAGAGUGGCUUUCUUCUUCUUUAAUUGACCCCUUCCCAUUCUGGAGUGCAGUUUCCAUUCUCACCUUGACUUCUUGGAGGCUCCUCAUUUGCUUAGUGUUGGCCAAAGGCAUUUCGGAGCUCAGCAUGGUGAGCACGUACGUGCUUUGCAUUGGGUUGUAACGCUGCUGCCACUCCUGUUCUCAGACUGGUUCGCCCUCUCCCCACCUUUGGUCAACGCUCCCCCUUCAAUAUCAUUCAUUGGCUGCUCUCACCUGGCAUGAGGAUGACCCUGAGGAGAAGGAUUUACUGCUUUGCCUGGAGAAAUCCGAUUUCAUGCAGCACUAACAGCCAAGCAGCCCAGUUAGACCAGACAGUCUCGGAGAUCACUCCGACUUAGCUAGGUUAUCCUCCCCCUAUUUAUAGCUCCCUUCCUCUCCCAACUCCACCCACCGUGGGGUUUUACUGCAGGUUCUAAAGCAGGGCUCCCAGCCUUUCCCCUCCCUGCAGAGCAGAGCUGCCUGUUCUGGCUCCUGGCGUGGAGCUGGCAGAGGAGACGGGCCAGGAGAGCAGCACCACGGUGGGAGCCGGCAGCGAUGCGGGCAGCAGGCAUGUCUGUCUCCUCUUGGGACGAGCUAAAACUGGCAUUUCCAUGGGCAGCAGGAGGAAGCAAAGGGUUCUGCUUUACCAGCUUGAGGAAGUGAUCUUGAACCAGGCUGUGGAAUUGCUUUAUGUGGCAGUUUAACCCUACUCAAGGGGGAAAAAGGCUACUGACGCCUGGGCGUCCUUCCUCUGUUUGGCUCAGCCUGCAUUGAGGGGCUUUUCUACCCAUCUUGCAUUUACUUACCUAUUUUAUCAUGAUAGAACUUGAGUUUUUGAGAACCGACCUUCCUUUGUCCAGCGUGCUGGGAUCUCUGCAGCAGCCCAUGCCGCAGCGCCUCGCCCGUUCCACCCGAGCUGCCCAUGCCACUGGCUUGGAUCUAACCUAGGCUCAAUCUCAGCGUGGCCUGGGCAGGGGGGAACCAUGGGGAGCUCUGCCUCAUCGCUGGCCGCAGAGACGGAGUCGGACCAUGGCUUCAGUAGCUCACCCUACCCGGGGCACCCGGCCGUGGGCUGGUAUAGGAGCAGCCCCGGUGGCCCCGUGUGGGAAAGUGCCCUUAUAACGCGGCAGCACCAGCACUUACAGCACCGGCUGCGAAGCCACUCCCACUCUCCUGGCUCCAUGGCUGCCGUCCGCGAGUGGUCCUGCACACGCUGCACCUUCCUGAACCCCGUGGGCCAGCGGCAGUGCUCCAUCUGUGAGGCCCCCCGCCAGAAGCCCGACCUCAACCACAUCCUGCGGCUCAGCGUGGAGGAACAGAAGUGGGCCUGUGCUCGCUGCACCUUCAGGAACUUUCUGGGCAAGGAAACCUGUGAGGUGUGUGGCUUCACCCCGGAGCCGGGACCCAGUGGCUCCCCCUUGCCCGUCAUCAACGGCAUUUUGCCCAAGCCCGCCGUGCUGGUGGAACCCAAGGGCACGUCCAAGGAGGAGGCUGCCAAGGCAGAAAGCAGCAGCGAGGACUCAGAGGGCAAGAGCCCCGAUGAAGCAGAGCUGGAGAGCGGCUGGGCUUGCCAGCGCUGCACCCUGCACAACACGCCCGUGGCCAACUCCUGCUCCGCCUGUGGUGGCCCACGCAAGCUCUCCCUGCCCAAAAUCCCACCAGAGGCGCUGGUCGUCCCUGAAGUCAUCACCCCGGCCGGAUUCCACAUGGCCCCCUCCACCCCGCAGCCUUCAGUCUCCUCAGAGAUCUCUGAUGGUGAUGCCGUGGCCACCCAGGGCCCGGUGGCUAUGGAGCAAGAGGUCCAGAAGAUGCCAGCCUUCAGCCCCUUCUCCCCGGGGCUUCAGAACAACCCUGUGCCCCGAAGCCGGCGGGAGGUGCCCCCACAGCUGCAGAUGCCGGGCCCUGAAGGCUCCCAGCCCGCGGCCACGGGCGCCGUGGGGCAGAAGGGCUCUCCCCAAGGUCAGGCCAGGGCUGCCCCUGCCGCACGCUUCCCGGACCUGCUGUCCAACAAACGGCUGAGCGUGCUGGAGGAGGAGAUGGAGGUCAGUCCGUCCCACUGGAAGUGCAGCUCCUGCUCCCUGCUCAACUCCGCAGGGGCCAGCAAGUGCGAGGUUUGCGGCACCCAAAAGGGCAGCGACACCAUCAACCUGGUGGGGGACUCUGUGAGGUUCACCCCGUGCAGCCCCUCCAGCCCUGACUUCACCACCUGGUCCUGUUCCAAGUGCACCCUCAAGAACCCCACGCAGGCCCAGAAGUGCAAGGUGUGCGGCUCCUCCAAGCUGCACGGCUUCCAGGAGCACGGGCUGCCGGGCGAGCCGGCGCCACGCUGCCCCGACUGCGGCGCCUGCGACAGGGCCGGCUGCUCCUGCGGCGCCAAGGCCCCGUCCGCGCGCAAGGUGGCCCGGCUCUUCCCGGCCCCGCUGCCCGGCGGGCAGGAGAGGCCGGGCCAGUGGGCCUGCCCCGCCUGCACCCUGCUCAACGAGGUGAAGGCCAAGCACUGUGGCGCCUGCCACACCCCCCAGCAGUACGUGGCCCAGCACAAGGGCCUCAAGCCCCUCAAGAGGAGGGAGAGCAUGCACGUGGAGAAGAGGAGGCAAACAGAUGAGGGCGAGGCCAAAGCCCUGUGGGAAAAUAUCGUGACCUUCUGCCGGGAGAACAAAGUCAAUUUUGUGGAUGACAGUUUCCCCCCCGGGCCCAAGUCCGUGGGGUUCCCGGAAGGUGACAGCGUGCAGCAGCGGGUGAAGCAGUGGCUGCGGCCCCACGAGAUCAACUGCAGCAUCUUCAAGGACCGCUCCGUGAAGUGGUCGGUGUUCCGCACGCCACGGCCCUCGGACAUCCUGCAGGGACUGCUGGGAAACUGCUGGUUCCUGAGCGCCCUGGCCGUGCUGGCCGAGCGGCCCGAGCUCGUGGAGAGGGUGAUGAUCACCAGGACACUGUGCCCCGAGGGCGCCUACCAGGUGCGGCUGUGCAAGGACGGCACGUGGACCACGGUGCUGGUGGAUGACAUGCUGCCCUGCGACGAGUGCGGCUACCUGCUCUUCUCCCAGGCCCAGAGGAAGCAGCUGUGGGUGGCCCUCAUUGAGAAGGCGCUGGCCAAGCUGCACGGUUCGUACUUCGCCCUGCAGGCCGGGCGUGCCAUCGAGGGCCUGGCCACGCUCACGGGGGCUCCCUGCGAGAGCCUGAUGCUGCAGGUCAGCUCCACCAACCCUCGCGAGGAGCCCAUUGACACUGACCUCAUCUGGGCCAAAAUGCUGAGUUCUAAGGAGGCUGGGUUCCUCAUGGGCGCGUCCUGCGGCGGAGGCAACAUGAAGGUGGAUGAUGUGGCCUACGAGAGCAUGGGGCUCCGACCCCGGCAUGCCUAUUCCAUCCUGGACGUGCGGGAUGUCCAGGGCUUCAGGUUACUGCGUCUCCGGAAUCCCUGGGGCCGCUUCUCCUGGAACGGCAGCUGGUCGGACGAGUGGCCGCACUGGCCGCACCCCCUGCGCCAUGAGCUGAUGCCCCAUGGCAGCAGCGAGGGCGUCUUCUGGAUGGAGUACAGCGACUUCAUCAAGUAUUUUGACUCCGUGGAUAUCUGCAAGCUCCAUUCGGACUGGCACGAGGUGCGUGUGCAGGGCAUGUUCCCCAACAAGGCCAACGGGCCGGUGACGGUGACGUCGCUGACGGUGUUGGAGCGCGCAGCUCUGGAGUUUGCCCUCUUCCAGGAGGGCAGCAGGAGGUCAGACACAGUGGACAGCCACUUGCUGGACUUGUGCAUCAUGGUUUUCCGGGCCACCUUCACCAGUGGGAACAAGCUGAGCCUGGGCCGGCUGAUGGCCCACAGCAAACGAGCCGUCAAGAAGUUCGUCAACUGCGACGUGAUGCUGGAGCCGGGCGAAUACGCCGUCGUGUGCUGUGCCUUCAACCACUGGAGCGCUGCCCUGGCCAGCCCUGCUGCCCAGGCUUCCAGUCCCACCAGCAGCCGACCAGCCACUGAUUAUUCCAGCUACAUCCUGGCUAUCUACAGCUCCCGCCUGGUGAUGGUGGAGCAGGUGGAGGCACAGCCCACCACGCUGGCAGAUGCCAUCAUCCUGCUGACCGAGAACAAGGGCGAGCGCCACGAGGGCCGUGAGGGGAUGACCUGCUACUACCUGACCCACGGCUGGGCAGGGCUCAUCGUGGUGGUUGAGAACCGACACCCCAAGUCCUACCUGCACGUGCAGUGCGACUGCACCGACAGCUUCAACGUGGUGUCCACGCGUGGCAGCCUCAAGACACAGGACAGCGUCCCCCCCCUGCACAGGCAGGUGUUGGUGAUCCUGUCCCAGCUGGAGGGUAACGCCGGCUUCUCCAUCACGCACCGCCUGGCGCACCGCAAAGCCACCCAGGCCUUCCUCAAUGACUGGAUGCUGACGAAGGGCACCCACAACCCGCUGCUCACACCCGAGGUCGCUGGGCUGCACGGCCCCCGGCCCCUAUGACGAAGAGCCUCGCCCUCCCCGCCCCGCUGCCCCGUUCCUGUCACUGAGCCUCUGGCCCGGGGUGCCUGCCCCGAGCCACCAGCGCUGAGCUGUGAGGCAGAGCUGGAGUGGCACCCCCAGCACUUUGCCCCACGCCGCGGGGCUGGGGUGAGUUGUCAGGGCCAGCGCCAGCCCUGCCCGCUGCCCUGGCACCGCUGCUGCCCCGCACUUUACGAGGAGCGGCCAGGGGCACGGGGCCAUCUCAGGAUCCCACCCGCCCCGUUCCUGCGCUGGGUCCGCUGCCCUCUGCCCGCCCCGGGGACUGUGGGAGAGGGAGGGGCUGGAGGUUGCUGUCAAGACCCUUCCCAGGCACCACGCUCAGGACUCUGCCCCUUCCCGUGGCACCAGGGCACUGGCGCUGCAAAAAGAACAAUAUACCUCUGAUGUCUGUCCGUCUGUGUGACCCUCCGUCUGUCCCUGGGACCUUCUGUCUGUCUUGUUGCCCCCUUUGUCUGCUGCCAGGACCAGCGUGGUGCUGAGGCUGGGCUGGGGGGUGCCAGGAUCAUGCUGUGCUGUGGUGCCACCCAUGCCAGGGACCCCCCAACCAUCCUGGGUGCUGGGGCUGGUGGGGAGAGGGCACAGGGUUGUUGCAGAAAGCUGCUGCUGCUUAGGGGGUUGUGCUGUAAUUGGGGUGAAACUCGAAGGUUUCACCACCUCCUGCUUGGCUCCAGGUGGGGAGCGAGGCCCCAUGGUGCUGCAGGCGGGGGCUGCGGCCCGGGGCCCCUCUCCCUGUCACACAAGUGUUACUAUGCAAAGGCGGCCGGUGGGAGCAGUGCCUGGAGAGAAGCCAUGGCCCGAGCUGGGCUCAGCCCCUGGCACUGCCCUCUGGCCCACCCUGUGCCCCGUGGAGGGAGGCUGGGCAGCAGGUACUGACCCGAGGUCAGGGAGGAGUUCCCUGGAGUUACCACGAGUCCAUGUGCUGGGGAGGGGGUGGUUUUGGGGGGGAAGCAGAGAGCCCCCUCCUCCAGAGCCCGGGUGCUGUGGGAGGCAGUGAGCACAAGGCAAAGGCUGCACCUCGGGGUGCUGCUGGCCCUAUGGGUGCUCUGAGGUGGGGGCUGAUCCUGGGGGGAGCUGCACCCCACGUUUUCAGGGCUUUGUGGCUCUCUGACUUGUGUGUGUGUGUGUGUGUGUGUGUGUGUGUGUGUGUGUGGUUUGGGGGUUCCCCUGUGUACCAUCUCCUUCCUGAGCUGUGUGGACUUUCAGCUGAGGAGGGGCAAUGGGCAGUGCUGGACCCUGUUCUGGAAGGGGCCAUGCUGGCGGGUCCUGCACCCCAAACCCUGUACCAGCAGCUGGGCUGGGCAGGGGGUGCAGGGCUCUGCCCCUCUGUGUCCCUCGGGGAUUUGGGGUCGCAGGGGGGGGUGAGCUGCCCUGGCACCCUCCCAGCUCCCCCAGCUGGGGCUGCUGAGCCAAGCUCUCUCUGUAUUUCUGUUGAUCUGUUUUCUCUCUUUCCAGCUCCUUCCUCCUUGGGAUGAUUUGUCCUUCACUUUUUUUUUCCUCCUCUCUCUGUCUUUCUGAGCUGUGAAUAUUUUUAACCCUGUAAAUACUGUCCAGCUCUUCAAAAAUCAUAGGAUAUUUU